Molecule: messenger RNA, 4384 nt
Organism: Pararge aegeria (speckled wood butterfly)
Lineage: Eukaryota; Metazoa; Arthropoda; Insecta; Lepidoptera; Nymphalidae
Gene: Smg5
Product: protein SMG5
Exons: 4
Coding region: 417-4037 (1206 amino acids)
Biological process (GO): nuclear-transcribed mRNA catabolic process, nonsense-mediated decay
Cellular component (GO): telomerase holoenzyme complex
Molecular function (GO): telomerase RNA binding; telomeric repeat DNA binding; protein binding
Source: RefSeq, a predicted model, not a curated record
GGCAUAAGAAGAUACAAACAUGGCGCUAGGCAAAUAGCAGGCCGCAGUGGUACAUUUGAGACAUAAAAUGAUGAAGCUCUUUUAAAGAGAGAGAAAGAAAGUUUAAAUCGUAGAUCAAUAAAUAAAUCUUUGUUUGAAAUCAAAAUAGCUAAAAUCCAAAGCCGAAGUAAGUUAACAGAAAAAAAAUUACAAUUUGUUUUAAAAUUUUAAUAAAAUCUUGUUUUUCGUCGUACCUAUGAAAUCAGUAAUCAGCCCAUUUCUCAAUCAAAUGAAAUAAAUUCUCAUUGAUUAUUUGCUUAUGCAAAGGUGUUAAAGAAAUGAUUUCUUGGUGUAGUUAUUUUGACAUUCGAAAGGCUGGAGAAGUAUGUUUGAAAUAAAUACCUUAAUUCUUGACGAGUUUAUAAAAUGACUUGAAAAUGAAGAACGGAAGUAUUGAACUUUUGGAAUCCAAAAUAGCUGAGCGUAAUGAACGCGCUAAAAAGGUUUAUCGGUAUGUUAGUGAUGUUGCAAGACGCCUCAGCGAUGCCACAGUAUGUAGUCAGACCCUUGGCGAUCUUUUCACUGUCGACAUCGAGGCACAGCGACAAAAACUUAGAGACCACUGUGAGAAGCUGUUCUUUCUGGAUCCACUGAAUUAUGGUAAAAAGUCCUUAGAGUUGCUAUGGCGAAAAGUUUAUUAUGAUACUGUGACCCACGCAAAAAAGUUACGUGAGUCUGAUAAUGAAUACGACGAUUAUUUAUUCUCACAUAUUAUCUGUGGCAUUGGACACUUCCAUAACUUAAUGACGAGAGUACAAUCUGAAAUGAAUAUCAACAUCAAAGAAUUGGACUUCAUGUCACUGUACAUCGACGAUGAGGGCGAGGAAGACUCGCAGACAAAACCUACAAGUGAAGAAUAUCAACUUGGUAAAGGCGUGUUAUAUUCAUGUCUGAUAUAUUUAGGAGAUCUAAGCCGUUAUCAGUUUGAAAUAUUUAACACUUUUGACUCUUCUCUAGCAGCUCGCUAUUAUCUUCAAGCGGCUAAAAUUGAUUUGACCUCAGGAAUGCCAUUUAACCAGCUGGGCAAUCUUUAUUUGGACCGAAAUUACAAUCUAGAUUCUGUAUGCUAUUAUAUCCAUUGCAUCAAUACAAUGACGCCAUUCGAGGGGUCAAUGGGUAAUUUAACUAAAAUAUUUGAAAAAAAUAAUCAAUUUUGCGAUGCACUUAAUAAUGCAGAUUCUUUAACUCAAACCGAGCAUAUGCAAGCAACAAUCGCUAAUUUCCUGUCUCUAAUUGACGUUUGGUACUUUGGGAAAGAAGACACAAACUUACCUAAAAUAUGCAACUCAAUUGCUCAACAGCUUAAAAUAGCUAUGGAUUUUGAUAAAACCCCUUUACCAGAUAUUAACAAUGAUUACUCUGAUUAUACUAAAGCUAUUGAGGAAGAAAACAUGAAUCCAUCUUAUAUGAAUGCUAGUGUUAUACACAAUAUUGUACAGAUCUGCCUUUUUACAAUAGGAAAGUUAAAUGAAAUAGAUGAGGUGAAAGCGUUUGCUUGUAAAGCCUUCACACUGGCAUUUCUAUCACAAGUGCUGCAGAAACUCCUAAAGCAGAUGGAGUCGUUUGGAUUUAAAAGCCCAGCUUAUAAGUACAAGUCCAAAUUUGCAAUAAAAUAUGAUAAAGAAAAGCUUGGGGAAACUGAAAAUUCACCAACAGACCAAGACCCAGCUUUAAAUAAAACCAAAUUAACAAAUGGUAAUAUACAUAGUCAUGACAAAACCUCGAAUAAGGAAAAUGUAUCUAAGGAAGAAACAAAGAUUAUGAAUGGCGAGACUAAAAAUAAUAAGAGGCAACCUUUAGCAAAGCGUCGACGUAGGCGUCGUGCUGUUUCCUCGGAGAGCACUAAUGACAGUAAUGCAGACAGCGAUAGCAGUGCGAUUGAUACAGAUAAAUCCGAUUCGGAGGAAGAAGGCUUGUCAGAUUCAACUUUCCAAUCUGAUGAUGAAUCGAAAAGUGAUGGUUCUCUCUGUGAUAUAUCUGACGACGAUUUAAAUAUAAAUGUGAAUGCAGGAUCACAGGAGAAACAAAAAAAGAGCAAUGGUGAUAUAACUAAAAUUGUUAAACUGGAAACCAAUUUUCCAAAAAAUGAUAUCGAUGGCGACAAUAACGUUCCCAUUGAAAAUAAAGACCAGCUAGAUGUUUCUGCCACUGAACAGUUUUUGUUCGGUGAUAACUUUUUGCCUAGCGUAAAAUUAUUGCAAGACUGGGUACUAACAGAGAAAGAAUUGAUUCUUUCGUGCGGAGAUAGUGGCGAGUCUUUAUUUCAAUGUGUGGUUGAUCUACUGAAUAUUUUCCUGUAUUAUUUCCACCCGAAAAACAAUGAAUUACACUCAAAGGUUCAGUGCAAAAUUUUGAACCAUACUAGAGCUAUAUAUAAAAAGUUUAAACUUGAGUUUAAGUUUCUACCACUGCCUGAAGAUAUCAAUUUGCGUGGUACUAAUAUUUGUAAAUUCGACAAAGAUGCUUCUGAGUGGCAAAUAAUAGAGAAGUUGAAACCUACAGUUAUUGAGGAAAAUGUUGUCAGAAUUAUGAACUUUAUCGACUUUGGAUACCAAAUUGCAAAAAUCAUUCCAAGAAUAAGAUUCAAUAAAACACUAAAAAUAUUUUAUUUUAAGAAACUCUUCCCUUCAAAGGUCAAUACUAAAAUAAGCCACAAUAAAAAAUGCAGGGAGUGGCACAAUUCAAAACAACAGGCAGAGUCUAAUAAUCAGGUGGAGCCUAAUAAUCGGGCAGAGAUGAAUAAUCGGGCAGAGAUGAAUAAUCGGGCAGAGAUUAAAAAUCAAGCAGAGCCUAAAAAUCUCGCAGAGGGUAAAAAACAAGCAGAUCCUAAAAAACAAGCAGAGAAUAAUAAUCACGGAGAGCCGAAUACUCGGGCAGAGAUUAAUAACCAGGUGGAGCCUAAAAAUCAAGCAGAGCCUAAAAAUCUCGCAGAGCGUAAAAAGCAGAUAAAUCCUAAAAAGCAGACAGAUCCUAAAAAGCAGGCAGACACUAAAACACACGCGCAGCAUAAAAAACAGGUAGAACCUAAAACACAGGCAGAGGCUAAAAUACACGCGCAGCCUAAAACACAUGCUGAGCCUAAAAAACAGGCAGAACCUACAACACAGGCAGAGCCUAAAAUACACGCGCAGCCUAAAACACAUGCAGAGCCUAAAAAACAGGCAGAACCUAAAAAACAGGUAGAGCCUAAAACACAUGCAGAGCCUAAGAAACAGGCUGAACCUAAAACACAGUCAGAGCCUAAAAAACAGGCAGAGCCUAAAAAACAGGCAGAGCCUAAAAAACAGGCAGAGCCUAAAAAACAGACAGAGCCCAAUAAUCAGGCAGAGUCCAAUAAUCAGGCAGAGCCCAACAAUCAGGCAGUGUCUUCUAACGGCGUGUUGCUGCGCCGCCUCGGUCACCUGUGGCUGACCUCCCAGGUCAGCGAGCUGGAACAGGAUCCGCACGUCGACAUACCAUCGAUGCUAGCUGUGGACACCGCCACGAUCUAUAAGCACCUGCGCAGAGUCAAACAAUUCGUGAGGACUGGCAAUUUUAUCAUACUCGUCCCCACUGUUGUUUUCCACGAGCUCGACGAACUGAAACGCGAAAAGAGCGCCGCUCGCGACGCCAUCCGCUGGCUUGAGACGGAGCUCAAGAGCGGGUCGAAAUGCCUUCGAACACAACGGACCGGGCAGGCGAAACCUUUACCCCUAUUGACAUGCCCGAAGAAAGCGCCCCCGCAUAUACUCAAUUACAUACAAAUUUUGGAGUUCUGCUAUCAUUUUAUGUCUGACGAGAAGCCUCAGGGUGGGAACGGUGACCCGGACAGCUCUAUUCAUGGGAAGUCCUCGUCUCUACUGGUGCUGCUCGUCGGCAACGAGCCGGGCCAGAGCGAGAAGCAGUACAAGGAGUUUAGCGUGAUGGGUGCGGCGCACUCUGCCGGAAUCGCCGUCGAGUACGUCGAUGACUUCUACACCAGAUGGCGGCAGUCGGCGAAAAACGGCAAGAAGAGAUGAACGAUGCAACGUUACGAAACGGUCUCGAUUGCUGAAAGGGGAACUGAAGCGACCCGCCGCAUGCGAAUCAUCGGGCUAAAAUGAUUUGUGUCAUAUACAUACACCGGAAAAUAAUCCCCGUACCGGUGCAGUCGCGUUUUUAUUGCAACGAUUGAUAUGAAAAUUGGUCGGACCAGAUUGUUAAAAUUUCGUUACUUAAAGGUCAUAAUAUGAAAUUUCUUGUAGCAAUUUCUAUGUUUAAUGGGAGUUUAUCUACUAUAUCACGUAAUGAGGCAUUAUUUUGAUCGUCUUAUUUGGAUGUUGUACCUUUAUCUUCAUGGUAAUAAAUAUUUGUAACUACCUAAAAA